CCGAGCCAGGAUUCACCAAAAGAAUGUUGUAUUAUUUCACCGCAAGAGAAAUUGAGAAAGCAUGCCCAACACCAGUAGACGUGAUGUGGAGAAUCGGAAACGAGGUAUUCUGUUCCCUUCUGUGCGGGAUUACCUCACUGAUGUUGGUUUACACGUACGUGUAUGCGCCGUCGAUUGGAAUCCGCGCCAAGAAGAGAUGGAUAGCCAUUGUUACCAUGUUCCAAGCAUGGAGAACUCGCCGUUCCCUCUGCCGUUUCUGCGGAACUUCUCCAUGUCAGGCCAAGCGAACAUCCUGGAAGCGCUUCAGACCCCGUAUCAAGAAUGUGGCCAGUUUCGAGGAGCGAUCCAAUGCCAUGAGGUUGUUCAGCCUCGGACUGGAGCUGUCCGUCGACCUGACAAAAGAACUUCCUCGGGAUGAGCUGUACUGGGCUAGGAAAUACUGCGAUCAGUUCGAGGAGGACCACAUGGUUCUAUUCCCGCUGUGCAUCCAGCGUCAAAUCAAUGACUGGUACCCAGUGCCUUACUAGAUUCUUGCAGUCUUUGGCGAUGAGAAGAAUGUCGAUGAUGGAACAGAAGUGGUGGUGGUGACGUCAUCGAUUUAUGUGAUACCGCCCUUUUGGUCGCAACCGCGUUUUUUGUCUUUUUGUUUUUGUUUUUGUUUUCAUUUCUGAUUAAUGAGAAAUAGUUGAUGCCUUUCUGGACCUAGUGAUAUUUAUGUUGCUUUAGUAACAGUUUCACCUUGUAAAAUUGGUACUUUGCAGAGAGGAACAUUGUACGCAGAUGGGAAGCCGAUUAAAACUAUUCUAUAUUGGGCAGCUACGUUUAUAUACAUGUAUAUAUAUAUAUGUUGUAACAUUUGUUUGGAACCCAUUCACAGGUAGUACAAUAAUAAAAUGUCUUAACCUAACUUUUGCCGUCUCCUCCUGUGUCCCUGUUGUUGUGUGUUUGG
Molecule: messenger RNA, 949 nt
Organism: Pecten maximus
Lineage: Eukaryota; Metazoa; Mollusca; Bivalvia; Pectinida; Pectinidae
Exons: 4
Coding region: 24-527 (167 amino acids)
Source: RefSeq, a predicted model, not a curated record